CUUUUGUUAAGGCUGGUAGUAUAAGAGAACACAAGCUUAACGUUCAUUCUUGAAUGAAAUCUCCUGUAAUAUUGCUCUGUUCUGCAAAUAAGAAUGGUGGUGAAGGUGUAUGGCCCAGACUAUGGAAGCACUAAGGGAGUGAUAGUGUGUCUGAUUGAGAAGGAAGUUGAGUUCGAAACUGUGCAUGUUGAUGGCUUUAAGGGAGAACACAAACAGCCCGAAUAUCUCAAGUUGCAGCCCUUUGGACUGAUGCCUGUUGUUGAAGAUGGGGAUUAUGUUCUUUAUGAAUCACGGGCAAUACUGAGGUAUUAUGCAGAAAAGUACAAAAAUCAAGGGACGAAUAUGUUGGGAAAGACAAUGGAAGAGAGAGGGCUUGUGGAACAAUGGCUUGAAGUUGAAGGGCAUAACUAUACUCCACCGAUCUACAACUUGAU
Messenger RNA from Vigna umbellata (rice bean), 434 nucleotides. RefSeq names its product glutathione S-transferase F9-like. Gene Ontology annotation, molecular function: glutathione transferase activity; glutathione binding. Gene Ontology annotation, cellular component: cytoplasm. The record is from RefSeq and is a predicted model, not a curated record. Gene Ontology annotation, biological process: glutathione metabolic process. Lineage: Eukaryota; Viridiplantae; Streptophyta; Magnoliopsida; Fabales; Fabaceae.